AUGAAAACUCCCAAACUUACAAUGGCCCUGGCAGUGAAUCUGCUGUUAUUCUCAGCCCUUGUAUUAGCUGUCCAACCUUUGACACAGUACAGUUGUCCCAAUGGUGCUUUGCAGUUGAUUACAAGCACUGAUGUCUCUACUUCAGAAUUUAAUGAAGUUUUGUCUGUUUCAUUAAAUGAAAUUUGGAGUGCAUCAAUAAACGACGUGCCUGGAAAUGGAGUUUUAACUUUUCGUGAGCCCUUCAUUCUCAUUGGACUAACAAGUUCUGGAGAAUCGUCAACAGAAGGAUACGUAAACAAUUUUUCCCUUUCGUAUGCUCCUUCUUUAAAUAGCCCCUUUCAGAAUUUAUCAAAUUCUUUUGUAACUUCCAGUCCUAAUGAAGUUAGUUUUUUCUUUCAAGAACCGAUUCUGAGUCAAAGAUUACAGCUAUACAUAAUGACAGUCACUAAUAAUGUCACCUCUUAUUUUUCUUGGAGGAUUAAUCUCAUAGGCUGCCCAUUAACUAAUGCAACUGCUACACCUACAAUGGGAACUCCAGAAGCAGAGAGAUCAUGUCAAGGAGCAGUUACAGCAGCAGUUGUAGUACCAAUACUGAUUCUGGUUUUAGUUAUAUCCAUCCUUAUUAUACUGUUCUUACUCUAUCGUUAUCGUCAAAAGACUGGCAUUAGUAAAGUUUUAAAUGCUUUUCCACUUUUCAACGAGCCUGUUGAUGGUGACAAAAAAGCUUCAACUCUAAAAGUAGUAGACAACAGAGCUAUUUAUAACAUUAGUGAUAAUGAAGCGUACAAUGCUAUUGAUACUGGUCGACAAGACUCAUCAGGUAGUGCAUCCCACCCAUUGUCAUCCAUUCCUGAAAAUCAACAAGGACCUAUUUAUACUGAAGUUAGGGAUACUCCUGAAAUGGAAGCUGGAAGAGGAGAGGAAGUUCUUUAUGAACAUCCCUCAGUUAUGACUGACUAAUAAAUAUAAGUUUGCAAUAGUUGUAGGCUAUUAUUAUUAUUAGUAAUGAGCAUUAAUUGUUAGCCUGUUGUGCAUUACUAUGUAAAUUUGAUUGUUUCCUUGUUUGUUGAAUGAUGGUCUUCCUCUGUUUAAAAUUCAUGAUAAUGACAGAUAAACAUACAGGCCUGGUCCCAAAACUAAACAUACACGAGCUAUAGUCUCUUGCCAUAGCCAGCCCCUCACUGGCUAUGGGGAGACUACAUGAGCUAUCACUCGUAUGCAUGACUAAUGAAACACUGAAAAUAGAAACAGGUCAACAACUAGACAGAUCUACUGAUAUUUGAUAGAUCUAUAAUAGCUAGCUUGCCGCACAAUAUACAUACAUGUAGAUUUAACUUGCCACCAUGAAAUUACUUCUGUUUCUCUUCUCAAUCCAGAUGUCAUAUUUCUUAGUAAACACUUGUACAACUGGGGAAGUAAGAUUAGUUAAUGGUACUACUCCUGAUCAAGGACGUGUUGAGAUAUGUAUCAAUGGAGUGUGGGGCACAGUUUGUGAUGACAAUUGGAAUUAUAAUAAUGCAAGAGUUGUGUGUAGACAAUUGGGAUAUAAUACUGAUGAUGCUACAUAUUUCAGAGGCCCUGAUCAUAAUUAUGGUAGUGGCAAUGGCAGCAUAUUUUUAGAUGGUGUGCGAUGCUUUGGUAAUGAAUAUAACCUGCUGGGAUGCUUACAUUAUCCAAUUGGAAGUCAUCAUUGUGAUCAUUCAGAGGAUGUAGCAGUCUCAUGCUUUUUAGCUUGUUUCACUGGGGAAGUAAGAUUGGCUAAUGGUACUACUGCUAAUCAAGGACGUGUUGAGAUUUGUAUCAAUGGAGUAUGGGGCACAGUUUGUGAUGACGAUUGGAAUUAUAAUAAUGCAAGAGUUGUAUGUAGACAAUUGGGAUAUAAUACUGAUGGUGCUACAUAUUUCAGAGGCCCUGAUCAUAAUUAUGGUAGUGGCAAUGGCAGCAUAUUUUUAGAUGGUGUGCGAUGCUUUGGUAAUGAAUAUAACCUGCUGGGAUGUUUACAUAAUCCAAUUAGAACUCAUAACUGUGAUCAUUCAAAAGAUGUAGCAGUCUCAUGCUCUUUAGCUUGUUUCACUGGGGAAGUAAGAUUGGUUAAUGGCACUACUCCUAACCAAGGACGUGUUGAGAUAUGUAUCAAUGGAGUGUGGGGCACAGUUUGUGAUGACUUAUGGACCAAUAAUAGUGCAAGAGUUGUGUGUAGACAAUUGGGAUAUAAUACUGAUGGUGCUACAUAUUUCAGAGGCCCUGAUCAUAAUUAUGGUAGUGGUACUGGUAGCAUAUUUUUAGAUGAGGUGCAAUGCUUUGGUAAUGAAUAUAACCUGCUGGCAUGCUUACAUUAUCCAAUUGGAAGUCAUAACUGUGAUCAUUCAGAAGAUGUAGCAGUCUCAUGCUCUUUAGAUACAUGCGAGUCAUUGCCAUCUCCAACACCAUCUACAGUAAUAUUGACAGUAACCAACUCAUUUUGUGAGCCUCCUUCUUCCUCACCAUUCAACCUGAGUAGCAUCACUGUCACCACCAUACCAAUAACAGUAACUGCCACUGCUACUGUAGAAAGCACAGCAGCAAUAAUGUCAGCUAUUAUACUGCCAAUAAUACUACUGAUGAUUAUUGUACUACUAAUAUCACUGACUCUCAUCUUUUAUUACUACAAAAUAAGAAAGGCUGUAAAUAGAAAACCAGUUUCUGGCAAAAGAACUUUGACUGCUAAAUUAGAUGAUGAUGUUGUAUUCAAUAUCAGGUAUAAUGAUACUAAUCAGCAAAUAUCAUGCAGUCAAUUCACAUCACUCCCCUUGCCAGCUAUUCCUGAAAAUCAAGUAUCUGAUGGUACUAAUGAUCAAGACUACACAACAAUGGACUCUUCUUGCAAUCACAUAUAUCAAGAUGCCACUAAAAUUUGAGUGAAGGAGGAGAUUAAACUUUUUGUUCCUUUAGUUAUACUCAACAAAUUGACUAAUAUUAAUAAACAUGACAGCAGUAGUGUUUGUGUAGAUAGUGUCACAUGUUUAUGUGUACAUAAAUCUAGCUCAAUAAAACAUUCAAA
This is a messenger RNA of Amphimedon queenslandica, 3040 nucleotides long. Its product is annotated as neurotrypsin-like. The transcript has 14 exons. Gene Ontology annotation, cellular component: membrane. Lineage: Eukaryota; Metazoa; Porifera; Demospongiae; Haplosclerida; Niphatidae. The record is from RefSeq and is a predicted model, not a curated record. The coding region runs from base 1344 to 2897 and encodes 517 amino acids.